This is a messenger RNA of Elaeis guineensis (African oil palm), 602 nucleotides long. The record is from RefSeq and is a predicted model, not a curated record. NCBI's taxonomy places the organism in Eukaryota, Viridiplantae, Streptophyta, Magnoliopsida, Arecales, Arecaceae.
CAAGCAGUCUGAGAUAGUUCAGCUGGGGGAGCUAGUUAGAGUUAGGGGGAGGAUCACCAUCUAUAGGGGGAUGCUACAGAUUACAGUGAGGGAUGUGGUAGUGGAGAGGGAUCCAAAUGCAGAGGUGUUACACUGGUUGGAUUGCAUCAGGUUAGCCAAACAGUGCUAUGACUUGCUGCCUGCUGUUACUCUUCCUAGAUCUGUUCUGAACCCACCUCAAGAUGGCUCUGACCGUUAGUUGGAUGGUGCUCUUCAAAGCAUGCCAGCCUGGAUAGUUUGUUACCUUUUUCAAUCUUAUGUGUAUAUCCUCAUAAUCUGUUCUUGUGUGGAUUAUUUUCAUUCAAACUUACAAGUGUUUCUUGUAUUCUUGCAUCUCCUAGUUUUAUGACAAAUCUACUGAGCUACCAGGUCCUUAGGGCAAAUGUCCAUUCUUUUCAGUCACUCAAUGGAAGCAACUCAUAUAACAAGGAGAUAUAUGUUUUGCAAGUUCAUUGCUUUCUUUUGUACUUAUAUCAUGGUUAUGCUACAAUAUAUGCAAAAUCUUAAUGCUGAUUACAGCUGAUAGCUGAUUGCUGCUAUUAUGCAUCAGCAAGAUAUUGAUA